AUGGAGGAACAACGAUGGCGAAGGGAAUGGCGUUCUGCUCUCAUUGUCAAGGUCCUUGGGCGUUCGUUCCCUUUCCCGGUGAUUUCCAAAAGGCUGGAGUCGUUGUGGGCAAAAUGCGGGGUCCUGCAAAUCUCGAGCCUUUCCUAUGGAUUCUAUGCAGUCCGUUUCACUAGCCAAAUGGACUAUGAACGCGCUGCGGCUGGAGGACCAUGGAUGAUCGGUGAGCACUACAUCACCAUUCGACCAUGGAGAAGGAAUUUCAACCCCAAGCUGGCGGAGGUGGCCUCGACAAUGGUCUGGGCCAAACUGCCGGACUUACCUAGAGAGUUCAUCAACAGGGAAGCGGUCGAACGGAUCGCAUCCAAAAUUGGGAGGCCUAUAAGGGUCGAUCGUGCAACUCAGACUGGAGAUCGGGGACGGUUCGCUAGAGUUAGUGUGGAGGUUGACUUGACAAAGCCUCUCCUAUCCCAAUAUAAGAUUGAAGGUAUCACCUAUUAUGUUGAAUUCGAAGGUUUGCAUAAUAUUUGCACUGAGUGUGGACGCUAUGGGCACUCCAAGAAAAAUUGCUCGACCCUUUUCAAGGCCCCUGCAGCGGAGGAAGUUGCUCAGCAACAGUCAAUCCCUUCGCCAGCGCCUAUUUAUGGUGAAUGGAUGAUGGCGAAAUCUCGAAAAGGCAAUCAAAAGAGGAAAACACCACCCGUUCAAGCGAACAGGCCGCAACCUAUGGGGGAACCCCCCAGCAUGGGCGUGGGGGAAGCAAGUACGGGGUCGGGCUCACGGUUUCAGGUGCAGCCCACUGUCCAAUCCUCUUCGAGCCAUGCAAACCCAGGCGUGCAAAAUAACUCCAUGCAAGCCUUGCAUAACCAGGUCAAAGACACCACUACACUUGUGACUGUUCCGGUGCUUUUUGAGGCCGCGAAGAAACCCACUGCCUCACUCAAGUCUCAGCCUUCGGGGGCGACUGCUUUGAAUAAAUCAAAAGGCAAGCAGCAAGUUCACGGACGGAUGGGACAGAAAAAACACCAAAAAGCCAAGGCUACCAACUCAUCAGGUCAGCCAGCGCAAGCCAAAGAAAGGACAACUGACCUGACCCAAGGCGGCGCUGGGCAACCUCCAGGUCAACCUACUGCCCAAACGCAGUUGAAGGACAAAGGGGCCAAGGGCCUCACCGAGAACGGGCCCCCACCCGCUCUCUAA
Molecule: messenger RNA, 1197 nt
Organism: Linum trigynum
Lineage: Eukaryota; Viridiplantae; Streptophyta; Magnoliopsida; Malpighiales; Linaceae
Source: the annotation of a GenBank genome assembly